AUGAACAACCUUCGCACCACCACCCUCCCCCGCACAUUCCGCACGCUCCUCAAAACCACCCCCAUACAAUCCACCAUCACCCGCCAGCACCUCGCAGCAUUCUCAACCUUCCGACCCCUCCGCCAUGCCUCUAAAUCAGGAACCAGAGACCCCCCCUCACCACCAAACGCAGAAGCCGCAGCCCUCGUAAAAGCAAACGGACCAGCACCCACAUAUCUAGGCACCACCAAGCGCCUGUCCGAAUUCAACUUGGUGGAUAAAGUCGUGCUUGUCUCAGGAGCAGGCCGUGGGUUGGGAUUGGUGUGCGCUGAGGCGCUGUUGGAGGGCGGUGCUACUGUCUACGCACUCGACCGCCUCGAAACCCCCUCGCCCGAUUUCCAGCGCGUGCAAAAGCGCGCCAGCGACGAGCUCGGCACAUCCUUGCAUUACAGACGCAUCGAUGUGCGGGAUGUGCAGCAGAUGAAUAGCAUCGUGGGCGAGAUUGCCGAUGCACACGGGAGGAUGGAUGGGCUGAUUGCAGCGGCGGGAAUCCAGCAGGAGACGCCGGCGCUGGAGUACACGGCGGCGGACUGCGAUGAGAUGAUGAGCGUUAAUGUGACGGGGUGUUUUAUGACGUGCCAGGCGGUGGCGAGGCAGAUGGUUAGGUAUGAGAAUAAGGGGAGUAUUAUUAUGAUUGGGAGUAUGAGUGGGAGUAUUGCUAAUAGGGGACUCAUCUGUCCCGCCUACAACGCCUCCAAAGCAGCAGUCCUCCAACUCGGUCGCAACCUAGCUAGCGAAUGGGGCCAGUACGGAAUCCGAGUCAACACCAUUUCGCCUGGCUACAUCGUGACGGCCAUGGUGGAAGCGCUGUUUGAGAAAUUCCCGGAUCGGAGAGAGAAUUGGCCGAAACAGAAUAUGCUGGGGAGGUUAAGUGCGCCAGAGGAGUAUCGCGGAGCAGCGGUUUUCUUGAUCAGUGAUGCGUCGAGUUUCAUGACGGGUGCGGAUUUGAAAAUGGACGGUGGGCACUCGGCUUGGUGA
Lachnellula hyalina is the source of this 1017-nucleotide messenger RNA. Its product is annotated as D-arabinitol 2-dehydrogenase [ribulose-forming]. The transcript is spliced from 3 exons. The record is from RefSeq and is a predicted model, not a curated record. Gene Ontology annotation, cellular component: intracellular anatomical structure. Gene Ontology annotation, molecular function: oxidoreductase activity, acting on NAD(P)H, oxygen as acceptor. Bases 1 to 1017 code for a protein of 338 amino acids. Lineage: Eukaryota; Fungi; Ascomycota; Leotiomycetes; Helotiales; Lachnaceae.